Molecule: messenger RNA, 2899 nt
Organism: Drosophila willistoni
Lineage: Eukaryota; Metazoa; Arthropoda; Insecta; Diptera; Drosophilidae
Gene: eIF2A
Product: eukaryotic translation initiation factor 2A
Exons: 4
Coding region: 320-2275 (651 amino acids)
Biological process (GO): translational initiation
Cellular component (GO): cytosolic small ribosomal subunit
Molecular function (GO): ribosome binding; protein binding; tRNA binding
Source: RefSeq, a predicted model, not a curated record
UGUUUUUAAAUUCUCGUAGAGUAGAAAUUUUGUUGCAGUUCUAAAUACGUUUUUUUGGUUUGGUUCAACGUAUCCCGAUUCGGUUUCUGUAUUUGUAUUUCGCGCCAAAUGCGUGCUAGUAAUUUAUCGCAAUACAACCGUGUGUGUGUAUAACAGCAAGAUAGCACACGUCGAAGUUAACCAACACUGAAAAGAAGCUGCUGCAAACAGCAAAAACAAAAAAAAACCAGCAACAACAGCAACAAACACAACAACAACAACGCGUUCUUGUGCUUGCCUGCGAGCGUGUGUGUGUGUGUGUGUGUGAGAUUGGAAGACAAUGGCUGCGGCUGCGGAAGGUGUUGUUCCUACCCUUGCAAUUCGCUCUAGCGUGGCUGUUGAGCUGUGGUCAUCGGGUGGCUCCAAGUUGCCAUAUGAGCACAAACCCAAUUUGCCGCGAGAGGAGACGAAAAAUUCCAGAUCGAUUUGCUUUAGUCCCGAUGGCCGUUAUUUUGCGUUUUCAAAUGGCCUGGUGGUGAAAGUGCUGGAAGCAGGGAAGGAUCAGAAUGGAACAUGGCCUAUACAGUGCCAAUUGCCACGUCCCAAGGCAUUCUAUUUGAAAUUCUCGCCACGUGGCAAUUAUCUAUGCACCUGGGAGCAUUAUGCUAUAACUAAGGAUCGUCCAGAAGGAGCGCCAAAUCUACUUGUUUACGAUGUGGCCACCGGGAAUGAAGUUUUUGCCAUUGUGCAAAAAAAUCAAACUGAUUGGGAACCAUCAUGGUCAUCAGACGAAUCGAUAUUCGCUAUGGUCGUUGGUGGUGAAGCUUUAUUCUAUGAUUUGGGUCCCGAUGCAAUUAAAGGAUUUGCCUCAACAACAAGGACAAUUGGCGGCAGCCGUGGCGGUAUGCUAUCCCUGGGUCCAGGACAUUGUCCACCAUUUCUAGCCUUCUAUACGCCCGGUGCCAAGGGUGCUCCCUCCAUGUGCAAAUUGUACAAAUAUCCCGCCUUGGGUCAAAAUCAAACCGUGGCCUGCAAAAGUUUCUUCCAAGCGGAUCGUGUCGAAAUGUUAUGGAAUAAACGAGGCACUGGCCUCCUUUUGCUUACCAGCACCGAGGUAGAUAAGACUGGCGCCUCAUACUAUGGAAAUCAAGCCGUUCAUUUUAUGGCCACCAAAGGUGACACCUGUUCGGUGCCAUUAUCCAAAGAGGGGCCCGUCCAUUCGGUUAAAUGGAGUCCCAAGGCCAAUGAAUUUGUCGUCGUUUAUGGUUAUAUGCCCUCAAAGGCCGCCCUAUAUAAUCUCAAGUGUGAUGUCGUCUUCGAUUUCGGUGAGGGUCCGCGUAAUUGUGCCUAUUUCAAUCCAUUCGGUAAUCUAAUUGUCUUGGCUGGAUUUGGUAAUUUGCCCGGAGCUGUCGAAGUCUGGGAUGUGUCUAAGCGUGAGAAAUUGGCCAAUCUAAAAUGUGCUGAUACAACGUUCUUUGAAUGGCAUCCGAAUGGUGAAUGGUUUGUUACCGCAACCACUGCCCCAAGAUUAAGGAUUAGCAAUGGGUUCAAGGUUUAUCAUUAUUCGGGAGCAUUGCUUCAUGAGACAAUGUGGCCGACUGGUCAGGAACUGCUUGGUAUUGAAUGGCAACAAUAUCCUGAUAAUACAUUUACGGAACCGAAAAUUACCAAGGCGAAGCAUGAGGGUAUUAAAUCAAGUCAACCGGAGGCAAGCAAAAAGGCCUACACACCGCCCCAUCUGCGCCUGUUGAAGGAGGGCAAGAAUCCGGAGAAAUAUUUGCCGCAGCCCAGCAUUCCCGGAUUAACGCUGACAACCGGCGGCGGAGCAGGUGGCGCCAAUAAUAAGAGCAAAAACAAGCAACAGAAACGCAAUAGAAGGGAUGUUGUGAAUAAUGUUAAUAAUGGUGGCGGUGUCGCUGCCUCAGAUGCCGCACCGCCAACAGGGGAAGAUCAAUCACUGCAGCAGCAGCAGCAACAGCAACAGGCGGCUCCAUUCAACAAGUCGAGACAGCAGCAAUAUCAUCAGGCCAGACAACAUCAGACCGAGAAUGCAGCCGAUCAGCAGCAGCAGCAACGGAAUCACAACCAUCAUCAGCAGCAGCAUCCCCAGGCCAAUGGCCAGAAUAUCAGCGAAAAGGAUCGCAAAAUUCGUAGCGUGGCCAAGAAGCUAUCUGACAUUAAGAAGCUAAAGGCCCGACAAGGUCAGGGCGAAACCCUGGAAUUAAAUCAAUUGAAUAAAAUUGAAAUGGAAGCAAGGUACCUGGAUGAGCUCAAGGCUCUGAAGUUGUCCGCCUAAAACAAACAGCAAUAACAAAAUAUUUGCUAAAAAACAACAACAAAAACGAAAAACAUUUUGAAAAGAAAAGAGAAAAAGCAAGGAAAUUGAAGGGAAAAUAAGUUUAAAAAACAGAGAGAGAACGUGAGAGAGUGAGAGAUAUGCGAAUGGGAAACCAAAUGUGUGAUACAAGGAUUUAAAAGACGAGAUGAACAUAGCAAACAAAAAGUCAAAAGGAAAAGUAGAAAAACCUCUAUGAACCUAACAACUUUUCCUUUCCCCUCCCCCUCUUAAAAGAAAGAAAAAAGCCCUUCCCCGCAUCAAACUCUACAUAGGAUACGUGUACACUAUCUCAUCAUUCAAAACUCUCUCCCUCCCCCCGCCCAAAAGAAAACUCUCUCCUGCUGUUUAACGCUCAUUUCGCGAUAUAUCGCAAAAACAAGUUUCUAGUUAAAAACAUUUUUCUACUAUUGUGAUUUCUUAAUAGUUAUAUAUUUUGGCAAAAAAAAACAAACAAAUACAAGAAGAAACCAACUGAAAGCAGACCAACAAAAACCACAAACAUCAAACUCCAAGAUAACAGAUAACAACAAAUUUAUGUACCAAAUUGUUCUACCAAGUAAAUAAAGAAUGUUUCCAUAAGAA